AGGAGGCGCUGCCCGCGGCUUUGGGGGUACUGUGGCCACGUCUACGUGAGUCUGUAGCUUCUUGUUCGAGCCUGAGGCUGAGGAGCGAGCUCUGUUGUAGUUCUCCGCGGUGUUCUAAAUAGCGAGCACGAAGCUUCAUUUUCUGCACUGUCCUAUGUAGUUCAUUCUCUACUUUCUCAGUGUGCCUUGAAAGAGCUCUAGAGGGAGAGUCAAGAAAGCAGCUUCCCAACACUGCACUUUCCCAGCCUUUCCUGCAGAUGGUAAUUUUUGGCAACCUAUUUCCCACAGCCCUAACAGAGGUAAAGCAGCCUUAAUCAAUAGGAUUAAUUUGAGGAUUAAAUAAAUAUAAAUCUCCAAGCACAUUUAAUGCAACCAUUGUUUAUGUGGACUCAGGUGCAAAUGGCUUUGCUAUCUGAUUGUGAGUGAAAACCCAGAGGGAGACAAUUCUCAUCUGAGCUUUUGACAAUGCAGCCACUGGAGUUAGUGAACUUGAAAGACGUAGUUAUAGAUUUCACACAGGAAGAGUGGGACCUACUGGACACGUCCAAGAGAAAGCUGUUCAGAGAUGUGAUGCUGGAGAAUAUCAGUCAUCUGCUCUCUGUGGGACAUCAGGUCUGCAAAUCAGAUGUAUCUUCCAAAUUUGAUCAAGGAGAGGAACUGUGGACAAAAGAAACUGGACAUUUUCAAAGCCAGAAUUCAGACCGGGAAAGUUGUCUCAAAAACCAUGAAAUGCUAUCAAUGCAGCAUCACUGCAGGAAAGACAUAUCUACCAUCAUAUCAUUGCAGAACUUUCAUACUGAAAAGAAUGGCAUUGUAUGUAGUGAAUUGCCGGAAGAUUUUCCUCACAGUUCCAGAGCUACUCAACAUGUGGUAACAGACAAUGGAAAGAAACCGUGUUUCAGCAAUCUAUUUGGAAGAGCCUUUGGUGACCAGCCAUCUUUUAAUCAACAAAAGCAUUUUCACAGUAGACGUAAAUCAUAUGAAUGUCACCUAAUUGGUAAGUCCUUUAUUCAAAGUUCUGGCCUUACAAAUUACAAUGGAACUCACAUUGGAGAGAAACUUUAUGAAUGCAAUCUAUGUGGGAAAGGCUUCAUUCGAUGUUCUGCCCUUAAAGAACAUGAGAGAACCCACACUGGAGAGAAACCUUAUCAGUGUCAUCUGUGUGGGAAAGCCUUUGCCCAUCAUUCUACUCUUAGAAGACAUGAGAGGACUCACACUGGAGAGAAACCCUAUGAAUGUCUUCUAUGUGGAAAAGCCUUCACUCAGUGUGUUCACCUGAGACGACAUGAGAGAAUUCACACUGGAAAGAAACCUGAUGAAUGUCAUCUAUGUGGGAAAGCCUUCACUACAUGUUCUGACUUGAGUGAACAUGAGAGAACUCAUACUGGAGAGAAACGUUAUCAGUGUCAUCUAUGUGGGAAAGUCUUUACCCGUUAUGUUAACUUUAGAAGUCAUGAGAGGACUCACACUGGAGAGAAACCCUAUGUAUGUCUACAAUGUGGGAAAGCCUUUACUCAAUGUGUUCACCUGAGACGACAUGAGAGAACUCACACUGGAGAGAAACCUUAUCAAUGUCAUCUAUGUGGGAAAACCUUCACUACAUUUUCUGACCUCAGUCAACAUGAGAGAUCUCACACUGGAGAGAAACCUUAUCAGUGUCAUCUAUGUGGGAAAGCCUUUGCUCAUUAUUCUUCUCUUAAAAGACAUGAGAGGACUCACACUGGAGAGAAACCCUAUGAAUGUCUUCUAUGUGGGAAAGCCUUCACUCAAUGUGUUCACCUGCGACAACAUGAGAGAACUCACAGUGGAGAGAAACCUUAUAAAUGUAAUCUCUGUGGGAAUGCUUUCAAUAGAAUUUCUAAUCUCAGAGUACAUGAGAGAAUUCACAAUGUUUAGAAGUCUUAUGAAUGUCAUUUAUGUGGGAAAGCCUUCACCCAUUGUACUGGCUUUACAAAACAUGAGAAAACUCACAGGGGCGAGAUACCAUGAGAAUAUCUUCUAUUUGUGGAAAUAGUUUACUUUUUAACCUUAGACUAUAUGAGAGAACUCAAACUGGAGUGAAACCCUAUGAAUACCAUAAAUGUGAAAGGCUUUAAUUUUCAAAUAUUACGUUACAUGAGAGAAUUCAUGUACUAUAAAUCUGAAUAUGCAAGAGA
Molecule: messenger RNA, 2156 nt
Organism: Choloepus didactylus (southern two-toed sloth)
Lineage: Eukaryota; Metazoa; Chordata; Mammalia; Pilosa; Megalonychidae
Product: zinc finger protein 596-like
Exons: 8
Coding region: 466-1896 (476 amino acids)
Biological process (GO): regulation of transcription by RNA polymerase II
Cellular component (GO): nucleus
Molecular function (GO): DNA-binding transcription activator activity, RNA polymerase II-specific; RNA polymerase II cis-regulatory region sequence-specific DNA binding
Source: RefSeq, a predicted model, not a curated record